Messenger RNA from Gymnodraco acuticeps, 2570 nucleotides. RefSeq names its product transmembrane and coiled-coil domain family 2 (gene tmcc2). Bases 146 to 1654 code for a protein of 502 amino acids. The record is from RefSeq and is a predicted model, not a curated record. NCBI's taxonomy places the organism in Eukaryota, Metazoa, Chordata, Actinopteri, Perciformes, Bathydraconidae. Gene Ontology annotation, cellular component: endomembrane system. Gene Ontology annotation, biological process: amyloid precursor protein metabolic process. The transcript is spliced from 5 exons.
GUCAGCCAGACAGCGGCUGGGGGUGAGGAUAUUUGAGGAGGGGGGCUCCUCCUCGGUGAGCACAGGGGGAGGAGGAGGGAGGAGGAGAAGGAUGGGCCUCGAACACAGACUUGCAAUGGCACUGCAAAAAUUGGAUUAAAGCAGUAUGCUGGACAAGAGCGAGGUGUCAACUCUCGGCUUACCCUCCACCACCAGCCAUGGAGGCUCUGACAGUAACAUCAGCGCGGACGGAGCGGCGGUGGUGGCAGCAGCAUCAACACCAACACCAACACCAACACCAACACCAACACCAUCAUCUGGGGUCAUGGCCUGUGGGGGUGCAGAGAGUUUUGGGGUUGGUGAGCUGCAGCGUACGCGUGUUGCCCUUGACCACCUGCAGCAGAAGGUCCUGAAGGUCACCGAGCAGAUUCGUGUGGAGCAGGAGGCCCGUGACGACAACGUUGCAGAGUACCUGAAGUUAGCCCACAACGCAGACAAACAGCAGGCGUCCAGGAUCAAGCAGGUGUUCGAGAAGAAGAACCAGAAAUCAGCGCAGACCAUCGCACACUUGCACAAGAAACUAGAGCACUAUCACAAGAAGCUUAAGGAGAUCGAACAGAAUGGACCGGCCCGGCAGCCUAAGGAUGUCCUGCGGGAAAUGCAGCAGGGAUUAAAGGACGUCGGGGCCAAUGUUCGUGCUGGAAUAAGUGGUUUUGGAGGUGGAGUAGUUGAUGGGGUCAAAGGUGGAGUAUCUGCCCUCACUCACACAGCCGUGGUCUCCAAGCCCAGAGAGUUUGCCAGUCUAAUCAGGAACAAGUUUGGCAGCGCGGAUAACAUUGCUCAUCUAAAGGACUCGCUCGAGGACGGAGUCGGGGGCCACUCUGACGACCCCCUGACACAUCGUGCACUGAGUGGAAGUGCCACUCUGGUCUCCAGCCCAAAGUACGGCAGCGACGACGAGUGCUCCAGCGCCACGUCCUGCUCCGGAGCGGGCAGCAAUUCUGGUGGUGCAGGCGGAGGAGGGGGGGGACUGUUAGGACCAACCAUGGGGAGCCCCAGACUGGACGGGCACCAUCACCAUCACCAUCACAUGCACAGCUCCUGGGACACUCUACUUGAGGGCCUGCAGGAGAUCAAAGCCAGCCAGGCGCACAUGGAGGACGCCAUCGAGGACAUGAAGGGCCAGCUGCAGAGCGACUACUCCUACAUGACACAGUGCCUGCAGGAAGAGAGAUACAGGUAUGAGCGACUUGAAGAACAGCUGAAUGACUUAACAGAGCUGCAUCAGAAUGAGAUGACUAACCUUAAACAGGAGCUCGCCAGCAUGGAGGAAAAAGUUGCCUACCAGUCUUAUGAGAGAGCGAGAGAUAUUCAGGAGGCCGUGGAGUCGUGCCUGACCCGCAUCACCAAGCUGGAGCUGCAGCAACAGCAGCAGCAGGUGGUCCAGCUGGAGGGAGUGGAGAAUGCCAAUGCUCGAGCUCUGCUGGGCAAACUCAUCAACGUCAUCCUGGCGCUCAUGGCCGUACUGCUGGUGUUUGUCUCCACCUUGGCCAACUUCAUCACCCCACUGAUGAAGACCCGGGCCCGGGUGGGUGCCACCGUCCUCCUGACCUUGCUGCUGUUCGUCCUGUGGAAGCAUUGGGACUUCCUGGAGCCGUGGCUGCUGCCCAGCUGAGCUCCCUGGGAGAGAGUCACUCUCAGUCACCGUCACUGAAGGAAUCAGGGACUAAAAUAGAAAGAGGGCCUCUGUGCUUGUUCCCUUUGAGUGUGAAGGUGGAGCAUGUGAGGACAAAACACGGCACUUUCAGAUGAGGAAUGAACACCAUUCGGCCUGCAGAGAGUGUUGUGUUUACAGGGAAAAAAGAACAGGAAUUCUCUGCUUGUCAAGCGUCAAAAGACAUCAUCUCAUCUCGCCCUAAUCUCCUGGUGUUGAUGACCGAUCAUAUGUUGCAUUGCUGUCACCAAAAACGGAAUUUCUCACAAGAAAUCUUUGGAUCGUCCUUUUAUAAAUAUUUAUGAUGGACUACAAAGACUAGAGCAAUUUAAUAUUGACUUUAACACGCUGAUCAUGUUCGCCGUUACCUUCAUGUUGAAGCUAUAGUAUAUUUGAGAGGAAAAUGUUUUUUUCAUGAAUGUUAUAUGCUCAUGCAUGUCCUCAUAUGUGCACAAAGAUGCAUCUAACUGGCAUGAGUUAACAUUUCAUCAAUGACUAAACUAAUCCUCAAGAACUGCCGUUUUGUUGUCAGAAAUACAGUGCUGACAUGUUGUCACUCCUAUUUGUUUCACAUCCUGUUCUGGUGUUGAAGCAGUGCUUUUAGACACGUUUCUCUCUCUCUUUGUCUUUUUCAAAUAGAAUGAACUGUUUUAAAGAAAAUUGAGCUGAUAUCCGUGACAUCUUCACCUUAAUACUUCAAACAUGUAAUACCUGUUCUGUCCAUAAAUGCUAUUUCAUGACCACUAUUGUAGAACUGCUAAUAUUCACUGUGUCAAAAAUAACUGGCAUGUUAAAUUGUAUCAAGUUUAUAUCCAGUUUGCAAAAAAUAUUUGCUGUUUUAUUAAACAAUGUAAGAAAUAAAUGAUUUCAUAUAUUA